Messenger RNA from Histoplasma capsulatum G186AR, 825 nucleotides. Its product is annotated as SCF ubiquitin ligase subunit SKP1. Bases 68 to 613 code for a protein of 181 amino acids. Gene Ontology annotation, cellular component: cytoplasm; nucleus. The transcript has 5 exons. The record is from RefSeq and is a predicted model, not a curated record. Lineage: Eukaryota; Fungi; Ascomycota; Eurotiomycetes; Onygenales; Ajellomycetaceae. Gene Ontology annotation, biological process: SCF-dependent proteasomal ubiquitin-dependent protein catabolic process; mitotic cell cycle. Gene Ontology annotation, molecular function: cullin family protein binding.
AGGAUCCUCUUUGCUCUCCGCCCUAGAAACCUAUAACGCCCGCUCGAAACUCCCAUAAGCUACCAACAUGUCGCCUCCUGCCAAAGAUGAAACCAAUGCCACGAGUACUGGCAAAAAUGAAGUGCGGCUGAUCCCCUCCGAUGAACCCCAAGGCGGGCCCGGGAUUUCAGUCGAACGUUCCAUCAUAGAACGCUCCAUCCUAAUCAAGAACAUGCUUGAGGAUGUCGGUGAGGGAAGCAUGGAAGAAGAGAUCCCAAUUCCAAAUGUCAACAGAGCCGUCCUGGAAAAGGUUAUUGCGUGGUGCACAAAGCAUCAGGGCGACCCUCCAAGCACCGGCGACGAGGACAACGACUCCCGCAGGAAAACCACAGAUAUCGAUGAAUGGGAUCAAAAAUUCAUGCAAGUCGACCAGGAGAUGCUGUUCGAAAUCAUUCUGGCUGCCAACUACCUUGAUAUCAAGGCCCUCCUCGAUAUUGGUUGCAAGACCGUCGCAAAUAUGAUCAAGGGCAAGUCUCCAGAAGAUAUCCGCAAGACCUUCAAUAUCCAAAAUGACUUCACGCCAGAGGAAGAAGCUCAAAUCCGCGCGGAGAACGAAUGGGCUGAGGAUCGUUGAUUUUCAUCCACUGUCAUGCGACACUCGUAAUACGAAACCAUAACGAACUUUCCUUCAUCCUCCCUCCGAUGCUCUCUUGGUGUGUACAGCCACGUAUGCAAUGUAGUCGCAACCGUCUACAUUUCACACAGUUAUCCGACACGGUUAGGUUGAACCUGCGGAAUUCGAGAAGGGAAAUUGACACUACGGAAGUGGGGUCGGAAAAGGGGGUG